Messenger RNA from Aspergillus bombycis, 1083 nucleotides. Its product is annotated as NAD(P)-dependent alcohol dehydrogenase. Gene Ontology annotation, molecular function: L-iditol 2-dehydrogenase (NAD+) activity; zinc ion binding. The record is from RefSeq and is a predicted model, not a curated record. The transcript has 3 exons. Bases 1 to 1083 code for a protein of 360 amino acids. NCBI's taxonomy places the organism in Eukaryota, Fungi, Ascomycota, Eurotiomycetes, Eurotiales, Aspergillaceae. Gene Ontology annotation, biological process: D-sorbitol catabolic process.
AUGGAGAACCCUUCGUUUGUCCUCCGCAAAGUCAAGGACGUCGUCAUCGAAGACCGUCCGAAGCCUGUCCUCAAGGACCCCCACGAUGUUAUCGUGCACGUUAAGCAGACUGGUAUCUGCGGCAGCGAUGUCCACUACUGGCAAAGAGGCCGGAUAGGCGACUACGUCCUAACCGGCCCCAUGGUCUUGGGCCACGAGUCCUCGGGCGAAGUGGUGGAAGUGGGCUCCAGGGUCUCGCACCUCAAGCCAGGCGACCGAGUCGCAAUGGAACCCGGAGUGCCCUGCCGUCGCUGCAACCAAUGUCGCUCCGGGUCUUACCAUCUCUGCGGGGGAAUGAUCUUCGCCGCCACGCCGCCAUGGGAUGGCACGCUGGCGAAAUACUACGUCAACGCGGCCGACUUCUGCUACAAAGUGCCGGACCACAUGGGCAUGGAAGAGGCCGCCAUGGUCGAGCCCGUCAGCGUCGCCGUUGCGAUCGCCAAGACGGCAGAUCUCCGCGCUCACCAGACAGUGCUUGUGUUCGGCUGCGGCCCGAUCGGCGUGCUCUGCCAGGCGGUUGCAAAGGCGCAUGGCGCGAAGACAGUGAUCGGGGUUGAUGUCGUCCAGUCCCGGUUGGAGGUUGCCACGUCCUACGGUGUUGACCAUGUGUUUAUGCCUGAGAAGCCCGAGCCGGGUGCGGACCCUAUUGCGCACGCGGAGAAGAUGGCCCAGAAGCUGAAGGAGGAGUGUGGACUGGGUGAGGGAGCCGAUGUGGUGCUCGAGUGCUCGGGUGCGGAGCCUUGUGUGCAGAUGGGUGUUUUCGCUGCUCGCCAUGGAGGCACGAUUGUCCAGGCCGGUAUGGGGAAGGAGGUGGUUAAUUUCCCGAUUACGGCUGUGUGCACGAGGGGCUUGGUUGUCAAGGGGUCUAUUCGGUAUUUAACGGGUUGUUAUCCCGCUGCGAUUGACUUGAUUGGCAAAGGUAUUAUUGAUGUUAAGAGGCUGGUGACGAACCGGUUCAAAUUCGAGGAGGCGGAACAGGCGUUCGAGUUGGUUAAGGCAGGAAGACAGGCUGUUUUCAAGGUUAUGAUUGCGGGUGUUGUUUAG